Oryza brachyantha (malo sina) is the source of this 3681-nucleotide messenger RNA. RefSeq names its product jacalin-related lectin 3-like. Bases 276 to 3470 code for a protein of 1064 amino acids. Gene Ontology annotation, molecular function: cysteine-type peptidase activity; carbohydrate binding. The record is from RefSeq and is a predicted model, not a curated record. NCBI's taxonomy places the organism in Eukaryota, Viridiplantae, Streptophyta, Magnoliopsida, Poales, Poaceae. Gene Ontology annotation, biological process: proteolysis. The transcript is spliced from 12 exons.
UGUUUUGCUCUGUUCAUCAGCAGAGCUGCCCAUCGUUUGCCUAGUUCCAAUCAGAUAUCAGCUAUAGUCAUUGUCUUGCUGGUGAUAUCAUCAAAAAGACGAGAUCUUUCGUCUUCUUCUCCGUUCUUCUCCGAUCUGCAAAGCUCGAUCUUUUGCUCGCCAAAUCCAAUCCCUGUACCUCUCUCUUUAAUUGGACGAAGUGUCAGGAAGAGGCCAAGAAGGAGUCAAGAGCCACCAGUCUCCGGCCACCAAGUGGGUGGCGAGUUACGGGCGAGAUGGCCUUCGCCUCCUGCCUCCCGCUGCUGCCGCUCCUGCUGCUGUCCGCGGCGGCGGCGGCGGACGGUGGCCUGGGCGUGGCGGAGUACGAGGCGCAGUUCGAGGCGUGGUGCGCGGAGCACGGCAAGUCGUACGCGACGGCCGAGGAGCGCGCGGCGCGGCUCGCGGCGUUCGCGGACAACGCGGCCUUCGUGGCGGCGCACAACGCGGGGGACGGCGCGCCGGCGUCGUACGCGCUCGCGCUCAACGCCUUCGCCGACCUGACGCACGACGAGUUCCGCGCCGCGCGCCUCGGCCGCCUCGCCGCCGGCGCGGGUCCCCGCCGGGACGGCGAGGGCGCGCCGUACCUGGGCGGCGUCGGGUCCGUGCCCGAUGCGUUGGACUGGAGGCAGAGCGGCGUGGUCACCAAGGUCAAGGACCAAGGCAGCUGCGGUGCGUGUUGGAGCUUCUCAGCUACAGGUGCCAUGGAGGGAAUAAACAAGAUCAAGACAGGUUCCCUGAUCAGCCUUUCCGAACAGGAACUAAUAGACUGUGAUAGAUCCUACAAUACUGGUUGUGGUGGUGGCCUCAUGGAUUAUGCCUAUAAGUUUGUGGUUAAAAAUGGUGGAAUUGACACGGAGGAGGAUUACCCAUAUCGUGAAACAGAUGGAACAUGCAACAAGAACAAGCUCAAAAGGCGAGUGGUAACAAUUGAUGGCUACAAAGAUGUACCCGCCAACAAUGAAGAUCUGUUACUUCAGGCUGUUGCUCAGCAACCUGUCAGCGUAGGAAUAUGUGGUAGCGCUAGAGCAUUUCAACUAUACUCCAAGGGCAUCUUCGAUGGUCCAUGUCCUACAUCGCUUGAUCAUGCUGUGUUAAUUGUGGGAUAUGGUUCUGAAGGUGGCAAGGACUACUGGAUUGUGAAAAACUCUUGGGGUGAAAGUUGGGGAAUGAAGGGGUAUAUGCAUAUGCAUCGGAACACCGGCAAUUCCUAUGGUAUCUGUGGCAUAAACCAGAUGCCAUCAUUCCCUACAAAAACAAGCCCGAAUCCUCCUCCUUCGCCAGGCCCAGGUCCAACCAAAUGCAGCCUUCUUACCUACUGCCCUGAAGGAUCCACCUGCUGUUGCUCCUGGCGUGUCUUGGGGUUGUGCCUUUCUUGGAGCUGCUGUGAACUGGACAGCGCAACUUGCUGCAAGGAUAAUCGUUAUUGUUGCCCCCAUGACUACCCGAUUUGUGAUACGGCUAGCCGACGGUGCUUCAAGGCUAACAAUGGCAACUUCUCUGUCAUGGAGGGAGGGAGUAGGAAACAGUCUUUCUCCAAAGUUCCCUCUUUGGAUAUAUUCAAAUUUAGGGCUUAUUUGGUUCGGAGAUCCUAUAAAUUGGCAGGUGAGUGCUUCUUGUUUAUCAAAAGCAGUGACGGGAAGAGCCCCAUAGUUGUUGGGCCUUGGGGUGGCACAGGAGGAUACCCUUGGGACGAUGGUGUAUACUCAAACAUACGCCAGGUCAUCAUCACCCAUGGUGCAGCUAUUGACUCCAUAAGGAUUGAAUAUGACCUGAAAGGAAAUUCGGUCUGGUCAGAGACACAUGGGAGCACUGAUGGAGGAGGUUCUGAAACAGAUAAGGUGAAGCUAGUUUUUCCUGAUGAAUUCCUUGUGUCUGUAAGUGGCUAUUACGGAUCAGUCUGUGGGACGCCAGUUAUCAUAAGAUCAUUAACAUUUCAAAGCAACCGUUCCAUGUACGGGCCUUUCGGUACAGAAGAUGGGACACCUUUCUCACUCCCAGUGAGCAGUGGCAAAAUUAUUGGUUUUCAUGGAAGGUCAGGGUCAUAUCUCAACUCUAUAGGUUUUUAUCUGAAGCAAGUGCAUGUUCCAGAUCGAUCAAAUUCUCCAAGCUUGCCUCGGAGUCAAAGGCUUACAGGUGCAUAUAACAAAAAUGGUUAUAGCUUUCCUGAGGGCGCUUCAGGAUAUGACAUGGUCCUUGCAGUCCGAGAUAGAGGUGACAGCUAUGCUGUUUAUACUAGCAAUUACCCUAAUCAGCAGUAUGCAAAACCUUCUCCAGACUACCAUGAUGGAAUCCUCUGGAAUAAGGUGCCACAAACUAGUCCACCACUGCAGAUGGUAUCUUUUCCUAGUAGUUAUGGAGAGAGAGGAGCUGCAACUAUGAGUAGCCACGAGACUUUUGGUCCUUGGGGUGGAAGUGGUGGCACCAUCUUUGAUGAUGGCAUGUACACUGGGGUGUGGCAGAUCAAUUUGACACGAGCAGUGGGAAUUACUUCCAUUAAGGUGCUGUACGAUCGAAAUGGCCAGGCGGUGUGGGGAAACAAGCAUGGAUUCAGUGGGGCUGUUUCACCAGACAAGAUAGUAUUUGAUUUUCCCUCAGAGAUCUUGACUCAUAUAACUGGCUACUAUGGAGCGACAAUGAUCAUGGGCCCAACAGUGAUCAGAUCACUCACAUUCCACACAAACAAGCGGAGAUAUGGACCAUAUGGGGAUGAGUGCGGCACAUACUUCUCCACCAGUUUUACUGACGGGAGGAUAGUAGGAUUCCAUGGUAGGGAGGGAUGGUACAUUGAUGGCAUUGGAGUCCAUGUUCAGGAAGGCAAGUUGGUGCCACCGCGAGUUAGUAGUAGAUCAAUGACUGAGAUGAACCCCUCUCUGCGCUACGACAUGCUUGCGCAAGCACAGAGCGAAACAUACGAUGAGGUUGCUUAUAGUAUGGUGAAAGAACCAGUUCCAAUGGGGCCAGGGCCAUGGGGUGGCGAAGGAGGCCGGCCAUGGGACGAUGGUGUCUACACUGGUGUGAAGCAAGUCUAUGUGAUGAGAGGCUCCUUUAUCGGCUCGAUACAAAUCGAGUAUGACCGGGGUGACCAAUCCGUCUGGUCUGCAAGGCAUGGAACCAGUGGCCACAUCACCCAUAGGAUUAAGCUGGAUUACCCGCAUGAGGUCCUGACAUGCGUAUACGGCUACUACAACACCAACAGGGAGGAAGGCCCCAGGGCUCUGAGGUCGAUCACCUUCAUCAGUAACCGAGGGAAGUACGGGCCAUUCGGAGAGGAAUUCGGCGCAUACUUCUCGUCGGCGAAGACGGAAGGGAAGGUGGUAGGGUUCCAUGGCCGGAGCGGGCAGCACCUGGACGCCAUUGGGGUGCAUAUGCAGCACUGGAUGGGGGACAGGAGGCCUGCUCCCAAGUACGUGCUGUCAAAGUACCUCUUCUGAUGGAGCUAUGAAUGGAUUUAGUUGAGUUCAUUUCAAACGAUGAAUGAAUUACAUGUAGUUUAGCCGAUAGCUACCAUACAGAUUGGGAUGGUUUUCAAUUUUGAGAUGUGGAACAGUUCAGCCUACAGAAUUACAGAUGACUUGGUUCCUUGUAUUCAGGGCUUCAAGCAUAGUUACUGUAUAUCAUGAUUUAUGAGUAAAUUCAAAUAAA